AUGACAACAGCUGCCGAGUUAAUGAAAGCCGUAAGUUUCGUUCUCUUCCCUUCAGAUUUUCAGGUUUUUGUUCUUUUGAUUAGAGUAACUGAGGAGACGUCCCCCCUAUCAAAAUUGCACCGUUUCUGACGCGGACCAGCUAAUUUUUGUGGCGCUCUCCUCAUUUUCAAGCUCUCUCGCCCGUCGUGCACAUGUUUAACCCGGCCAAAUUAUUGAUUUUUUGUGGUGAUGCACCUUGCGACGAUCGUGGCGGCGCAUGCGGUUGUGGCCUUUUUCUCAUUUCGAUCGACAUGUACGGUCGUUUCAGUUUGAAUAACCCUUCUCUCUGUCUGCUCCUCUUCAUUCCCCACGCUCUCUCUCCAGCUUUUCCAAGGCGUCUGUUCGACACGUGACUCUUUUGAAGGUUCUUGUGCAUGGAUGUUGAUGAUCGAAUCACUCUUGUUUUGACUCGAGUCAACACUAUAGGACGAGUACUAAUCACUUAGAAUUCUGAAAACCCAAUUUGUUUUGACGGAAUCUUCGCAUGAUCCUUUUGAAAGUCUUAAAGGAAUGUAGAGCAGGAUUUCGGUAGAACCUAAUUGCACUGUGCAAGUUGUUGUUAAGUUCACUAAGAGUUGCCUACCGUAUUCUUGUAAUAGUCUACUUCGCGAGUCACAUUACAGUCAUUCCAUUAUCUCAACGACUCUCAUUUCUGACGUUAGCGUCUAAUUAUUUUGCCGAAUAAGCUAGGCUCAUCUAGUUUAUCUCGGUCCAUUCUCACACUUGCUCAAUAUCCAUUCAAAAGAGCCUCGUACGACAGCCAGUCGAGAUUCGCGUAGGGAAAUGUGUUCCUCAGACGCAGCCACACCAAUACAUUACUCCUUUAAAACCUUGUCUCCGGAGAGAUCGCAUGCUCGACCCAGUGAAUGAACCGCUUUUCGUUUUCAGGAAAAAUUAGACGAUUUCGACUAUAAGGUGGCUCUGCAACAGCAGAUGGUUGCGGCUGCGAACGCGGCCGCCGCCAAUUCUGUGCAAGUAUCCACGAACGGAAGCAUCCACUCCCUGCAAAUCGGACCAAUUCAAGUCGCCGCGCCGUCUCUCAACUCGCCGACUCUCUCGGAUGCACCGCCCGCCUCUACGGGCUCAGCGGAGAUGCUUGCCAUCGGCCCCGUCGCUCCUUCGCAACCUGAUCCCAGCACUAGCUGUAAGAGACUCUCCUACUGUCCUCUCUUUCCUACGUUCUCUCUAAGUAUCGUAGCCUACCAGACCAGUUCCUUUUCACGGAAAGGAAUCGGUUGCGAAACAAAUGCAUGGCGGUUUUUGUGAUAUUUGAUGAUGAUGAUGAUGGUAUUUUCGGUGAAAAACAACAGCAUACAGACACGCGUACUUAGUGGUUUUCAUCUAGUAAUAAUUAACCUUGUCCCCUUUCUUUGGAAUGCAACCAGGCACCUUCCACCCAGCAUACGUUGACAGCUGCUUCUUGGUUUCUAAUUGCAUCAGUUUUUAUCGUUUCUUUUCGUAGCGAGUGAGCGAAAAUAUCCCCAAAGAGCAUUAUAGGACAAUCAACAGUUUAGCAGAACCAAGGAAGUUAGCAGCAUCAUCGUCCCUGCCCUUUUCCCCGUCUUUCUCAUUAAUUCUUCUAUUUAGCUGACGGACCACGUCGUCUGCACGUCUCCAACAUUCCAUUCAAGUACCGAGACCCCGAUCUCAUCGCCAUGUUCGAAAAGAUCGGUCCAGUCAGUGAGGUAGAGAUAAUAUUCAAUGAACGCGGAUCAAAGGUGCUCACAAGACACGAAAGAACUCAUUAUUAAUCGCCGAUUUUCAGGGCUUUGGCUUCGUUACAAUGCAGCGAACGGAAGACGCGGUGCGCGCUCGAACCGAGAUGAACGGAAUGUCGAUUGAAGGCCGACGCAUCGAAGUGAACAUGGCCACGCAGAGAAUCCACACGAAAAAGAAGCCGCUGAUCGCCUCGGUCGCAGUCGAUCCGAUCGCUGCCCAGAAUGCAUUAAAUGCACAAAACAUGCAGAGAGCCGCUCUCCUCCAGCAGCAACUAAUUGCUCAGCAAUUCCUUCUUCCUCGUCAACAGUUCAUCAUUCCUCCGCCCACCUCGGCCGCAGCUCACAUGCAGGCUCUGCAAUACCAAACUCUCCUCGCCAAUCAGCAUAUGCACCAGAGCCUCCAGAAUCAGCAACUGCUCUUCAGCCAAGCAGCACUUCAGCAGUCUCAGCAGCCACCGAAUUCCAUGGCUCAUGCUCAGCUCUUUCAACAGCAACAGCAGCAACAGGCGGCGGUUGCUGCUCUCGGAUUGGAUUCUAUGGCUCAGGCCAAUCAAAUGGCGGCACUCUUCGCGUUGGAUCAGCAGCAGAGACUCCAAUUAGCAGUUGCUCAAGGUAAGUGGGGGGUUCUUGAGAAGACGUGGAGUGCCUCUUGAAUUUUUGAAAAAGCGGGGGAGAGGGAAAGAGUUAGUCAACAGACAGGGGUUAGUUCAUUUUCAGUGACGGGAAUAUAUUUUUCACAAGAUCCGUUUGCAGGCCGUGUCGCUCCAGCUGUCCGCAUCCCGACCUCUUCUGCCGGAGGCGCCGUUCCUCCUCCGCCGCCUUCCGGACCGGCCCCAGGCAGUCUCGGAGAGCAGUUCCUGCAGCAGGCGCUCCCGGCGUCCGUCACUGCUCUGCACCAUCACAACCUGCACCCGGCCGCGGCUGCUGCUGCUCUUCAGCGUCGUUAUGCUCCUUACUAA
Messenger RNA from Caenorhabditis sp. 36 PRJEB53466, 2716 nucleotides. The record is from the annotation of a GenBank genome assembly. Lineage: Eukaryota; Metazoa; Nematoda; Chromadorea; Rhabditida; Rhabditidae.